AUGGAGAGGAAGUAUAUGAUGAGGAGUACUGGACACAAGCUCAGAGAGACAGAUUGGAACUGUAAAAGCCUGGGCUUAGAAGGAGAGAAUUCAGAUGGGUUAACCUGGCCUCCCAAAAACUAUGCUUGCAGCUUUUGCAGGAGAGAAUUCAGGUCUGCUCAAGCUCUUGGAGGUCACAUGAAUGUUCACAGAAGAGAUAGAGCCAGGCUCAGACAGCUACCUUCAUGGCUUUUUGAUUCUCCCAACUACACUAACUCUACCUUUAAUAAUUUUGGUCGAGUACCAUCUCCUGAUUAUUCACUUAACUUUUUACCCACUACUCGUUCUUUGCUUUGCCCAUCUCUCUUCAAACCCACUCAACACAAAAACCUUUUCGGCAACAAACCUGUUCUUGAUUUGAACAGGAGUUGUAAUAGAAAAAAAUGUGACCUUGAAGCUUUGAAGAAAGGGGAUCGGGUCACUAGCUUGGAGUUGCAGAUGGGGAUGAAAGAUCCAGAAGAAGUUUUAGAUUUGGAGCUACGACUUGGGUAUUUUUAG
Molecule: messenger RNA, 537 nt
Organism: Carica papaya (papaya)
Lineage: Eukaryota; Viridiplantae; Streptophyta; Magnoliopsida; Brassicales; Caricaceae
Gene: ZFP11
Product: zinc finger protein 11
Source: RefSeq, a predicted model, not a curated record